UUGAGUUAUUCGGAAGUAUAUUUAUAGAAUCAAUACAAUACUAAAAGGGGAAUAAGGGCUCCCCUCAUGCCUCCACAUCCUCAGAAAUAAUCAGCCAAUAGGAGAGCCCCGUUUGGCCACGUCGGACGCGCAUCACAUUUCCUUUGGGCCUCGCGUCAAAUGUUCGAAAUCUCGGCCCGAUAAUGUUCGAAAUCUCGGCCCGAUAAUGUUCGAAAUCCGGAAGCCCGGAUAGUCCAUGACCCGGUGAAGCUUCCUGGUCGAUUAUCGAUUCCCCUUCUCUUCUCUUUUUUGAUCUGCCGAUCCCAUUUCUCUUCGUCUUCUCCGUUCACUACGUUUCGCAGAUCUUUAUCGCGGACAUUAAAUUUACUCCCCACUCUUCUGAGUUCUAAUCUCAUUAAUGGAUCGUUAUCGCUUUCUCCGUCCGCGGUUCUAUAUAGAUCUCUUAAUCUGUGUAUUUUUUUUUGGAUCUAGAACUGUUCUAUCCUUUCAACUGCUACCUGCGAUGAAGGUGUCCGGCGUUUCUGACUCAGAGAAAAUGACAGGCGAGACGGCGAUCCCCUCCGAUUCCGUCAAUCCCAUCUCUCAAUCCGGUGUCUCUUCCGGCGAUAACGGUCCGACGAAAUCUAGAUGUGGAAUGGCCGAUUCAAAGGGUACGAGCAAAUCCGGCCCUCAGUCCGGCAUAACAUCCGGCGUUGAUAAACCGGUGAAAUCCAGAGGUACGACUGCUGAAACCCAGAGGCCGAUCAGAACACACGGCAGGACUGGUGGUUCCUCCGGCCCCGUUAUCGGCGUUAGAGGGAGACCAUCUGUCUCAGCAAUCGACAAGGGCAAAUCAAUCGUCAGCGACGACGUAGGGAAGGUUAUAACCUUCAAAGACGUGAAAUUCGGGCCACAUGAAGACGAGAUACGGUUUCGACUGAUCCAUUUUUGGGAAGCUUGGAACGUUCAGACGAAGGUUCUUAUCGGCAUCGAAAUGCUUCUCAUCGAUGAAGAGGCGAGUGUAAUCCAAGGUUUCAUCUCUUAUGGAAGGAUUGAGACCUAUCUGCCUCACAUGAAAGCUGGUUGUACGUACCGGCUCAACAAGUUUUACGGAUCAAAGAGCAAGACAGUGUACCGGAUUGCUGACUCGGAUGUCACUAUUAGCUUCUCAUGGAACUCUGCUCUAACUGCUCUCGAGGACAGCUCAAUCUGUUUCCCUGAGGAUCGGAUCCGUAUUCAUGGAUUCAGGGAGUUCGAUGGUGCUUCCGACUUGAAAGGUGAUCUUUAUGAUUAUAUUGGCCAUAUCAAGCUUGUGAAUGGGAAGGUUCCCACUGACAGCAUAUUGCUUGAUGAAGGUGAGAUAGCUGUGUCUCGGCGAGUUGAGCUUCACGUCCAGACACAUGACGAUCCUGUGAUGAAGUUGUACCUCUGGGACAAGGCGGCCUUUGAGUUCAUUGAUAAGUUUAAAGCAUCUAGAGGCACUGCCCGUGUUAUUUUGGUCACCACUUUAAACCCGAAACGGUUUGGAGGUGUUCUGUCUCUAUCGGCAAUGGCGUCCUCACGUGUAUUUAUGGAUAGUGAUAUCCAAGAAACACUCUCCUACCUCAGCUGGUUGAACUCUAAUUUGGACGUUGCCAGUAGGGUUAAUGCAGAGGUGAUUACCAAGCCUGAGCCAGCGACAUUGGGAGAACUUUUUGCUUAUAUGAACCAGGCGUCCUCUAAGGUUGCUUGGUUUGAGUGCACAGCAACUAUUGAUGAUGUUGUGCACGGGUCUGGCUGGUACUAUAUAGGUUGCGGUGUGUGCCAUACCAAAGCAACCAAAGGGCCCACAACGUUAAUGUGUAAGAAAUGCGGGAAGAGUGAGAUUGUUGGUGUGGCGCAGUACUUGACGAGACUCUCUGUGUAUGACAACAAUGAUCAAGCCGUGUUUGUUGUCCUCGGUGAUGCCGGUGAGGAGUUGACUGGAAAGAAAGCAAGCGAGUUGGUUGAGAAAUACUAUCAGGUCAAUGACAAUAUUGAAGGCGAUCAUAAGGUCCCAGUUCCUCAGGCUAUGAUUGAUACUAUUGGACAGACGCGAAAGUUCAUUGUGAAGGUAUCAAAACACAAUCUGGACGCUAAGACUCAGACUCUGACUGUGACAAAGGUGCUCCCACCCGAUGCCGCAGGACCUGAGGACAAUUUAGAAGGGGAUGUUGAUGUAAUAGGUGAUGCGGAAGGAGUAGGUAAUGCAGCUGAGUUUGGAAAAAGGGGUGCUGAUGAGAUAGAGUCUGAGGGUGUGAAGCGUGCCAAAUGUGGCUAAUGAAGUAGCCUUGACUUCAUUUGCUUCUUCUUUUUUUUUGUGUGUUUUCCUUUUUUUUUUUUUGUUUGAGACAUCCUUUUUAUCUUUGGUUUCCUCUGCAACAUUAUACCAACCAUUGGUUAUUAUCUCUUUUUAAUAACAUAAACUAUUAAUAUUUUCUAUGUUAUACAAUUUGAUCAAUGAAAUGGUGUUAUCUAUAUAUAUAUUUACCACAUAUUCUGGAUGAUGAUAAACUGAUUCAGGAAUUUUAGAUUCCGAUUUCUAUUUAAGUAUAGUAGAGAAGGAUCUGUGUACAUAAUUAGCUUAUCAUUGUUUGGGAAUAAGUUAUUUUACACAAAACAAAUACAAUAAUAAAACGAUUUGUGUGAAUAAGCAUGGAUGAUUAAAUGCAAUAACCUGCUGUAAGUAAGCCAAUAAAAUUUGAUAUUCUUUAAAAAAAUUUAAAACUGGUUAACUGAGAUUCGAACCCUGCAAGUAGAGUAGCUAAUGCGGAUACUACUCUACCAUUAGGCUAAUGUCACUCUUUGUAGAUAUAUGCAUAACUAAAUACAAUAACUUCUUAGAUAAUACAAUAAAAUGAAUUUUUUUAAAAUAAUUACAGACGGGAUGACUGAGAUUCGAACCCUGUAUAAGAGCUAAUGCGGAUGCUACUCUUCCAGUAUGCCAAAGACACUCAUUGCAAAUAUAUAAAUGACUAAAAGAUAUAACUUUUUAUAUGAGCUAAGAAAAUGGUAUGUUUUUAAGAAUAAAAACGGGUUUUUUAGUGUUCGAACCCUAUAUAAGAGCUAAUGCGGAUGUUACUCUUCCAGUAGGCUACAGACACUCAUUGCACAUAUAUAAAUGACUAAAAUAUAUAACUUUUUAUAUAAGCUAAGAAAAUGGUUUGUUGUAAAAAAUAAAAACGGGUUUUUUUGAGAUUCGAACCCCUAUAUAAGAACUAAUGCGGAUGCUUCUCUACCAUUAGGC
Molecule: messenger RNA, 3244 nt
Organism: Brassica rapa (field mustard)
Lineage: Eukaryota; Viridiplantae; Streptophyta; Magnoliopsida; Brassicales; Brassicaceae
Product: replication protein A 70 kDa DNA-binding subunit E-like
Source: RefSeq, a predicted model, not a curated record